AAUAUGACGUUUACCUACACGUGAAUUUUAUUUGUAAACAUUGAUUUCUCGUUGUCUACUUAAAUUAUGGCUUUACUUUCUUUAAAGAAAAACAACUCUAGUGGAAAUGUCUCUGAUUCCGACUCCAGCCAGAAUGAGCACUCCUCAUCGGAUGAACAACAACAAGGCAAUUCCGGGUGGGCCGAUUCAAUAGCAAAGGUUUUAAGCACCAAUAAACCCAAAACUAAAAAGACAUUGGUAUUGUCCAGGGCCAAAAAAAUAAAACCCAGUGAUAAAAACAAGGUUGAAGUUGAUUUCGGUUUUGAAGUUGAGGGUGAAAUCAAAAAGGAAGACAUUUCGAAUGAAAAAGAAGAAUUGAGUAGUGAUUUAAAGCAGCCUAAAAAUCAGAAACUUGAGCUGCGAGUUAAACCAACAUGGAAGGACAUAGAACGUGAAAGAGCACUACGUAAGGUGGCAACUAAGGGUGUUGUACAGCUUUUUAAUGCGGUACGUAUACAGCAAAAGGAUUUGCAACAUCAGUUGGAAGAAGCUGGCCCUUUGGAUAGUCGAAAAGAAGCAGUUUUAAAAAACAUUAACAAACGCAAGUUCCUAGACGUUCUAAUGGGUGGUAAGCGUUCGAAAUCCGAGGCGGUAGAUAAUCCCGUGAAGAAUGAGCUUAAAAAGGAGGAGGAAGAUGAAAGCAGCGACGAUGAUUACGACAAUAAGAAAAAGAAGUCCGAAUGGAAUGUUUUGCGUGAUGAUUUUAUGACAAACAAGAAAAAUAAACACUGGGACGAGGAAGAUGAGGAUGAUGAGAAUCAACUGGAAGAAACUGAUGACGAAUAGUUUUAGAACAAUAUAGAAUAGAGAUCUUAUUAUUAAUUUUUUGUAUAAUUACAAUAUAUUUGUACAUAUAUACUAGUAGAAAUAACUUUUUACUGCCCAUCUUUCUUUGACUUCAAAAAUUUCAUAUUUAAUAAUCGUGCCACACCUAUAGAAACUGCACCUGCAAGAGGGAGUUGCAAAAAUUAUCGUUUUUAAAGAUAUAAUAUAUUUUCUCAACAGAAACUAGUCUUUUUUUAACUCUUAAUCUAAAUACACUAAAAACAAAUUGUAUUUUAUCCGGUUCCCAGGGUUCAAUUUCCCCUUCACCCCUUAAAACAACUUGUUAUUU
Messenger RNA from Stomoxys calcitrans (stable fly), 1153 nucleotides. Its product is annotated as RRP15-like protein. The record is from RefSeq and is a predicted model, not a curated record. NCBI's taxonomy places the organism in Eukaryota, Metazoa, Arthropoda, Insecta, Diptera, Muscidae. The transcript is spliced from 2 exons. The coding region runs from base 67 to 825 and encodes 252 amino acids. Gene Ontology annotation, cellular component: preribosome, large subunit precursor. Gene Ontology annotation, biological process: maturation of LSU-rRNA; maturation of 5.8S rRNA.